AUGCUAGGGGACCUAAAAGUUUGCCCCAAAAGGACAGAGGAGCCUGUUGGCUAUGACACGACCCUACCUUUUAUACUCUGUUCAACAGAUUUGGAGGACACCUGGGUCACAGGAGACAAAGAAGGCUUCGAAGCCCAGAAAGGCAAGCCCAUAGAUAUUAAUAGUGCCUUCCUCUCAGGGAUGAAGUGCACACCGUACUCAUCUUUGGAAGGCCAGGACGGUGGAGGCAAGCCCCUGGCUGCUGGAUCAGAGGAGGAGCUGCUGCAGGGGUCAGCCCCCCACACUCUGCGUGCCCCGAGUGAGGACCUGCCACUCUCUGGUGCUGUCUCAGGAGAAAAGAAGCUGCCAGAGGUCUCUGGAGAACUCACUGGGACCACUGCUGGGAGAGUGGGCCAGCCCCCCAGCGCCAAGGCUCUGCACAAAGACAGAGCUCUAGCCCCACCCAGACCCCAGCCCCAGGGGGAAGGUUGUUCCCUCCCAGUGAGAGAGGCGAAGGCAGGCAAAAGGCCCUAUUCCCCAGCCCCCGGUAAGCAGAAAAAGCCUAAUGCUGUGGGCCUGCCCCCCACGUCAUCUCCUGGUGUCUCUAACUCAGUCCGUGCCACACACAACCCAGUGCCUUGUGGGUCAGGCCGGGGGCCCUGCCACCUGGCCAACCUCCUGAGUACGUUGAACCAGAACAGCCAAAACACAGACCAGAAAAAGAGGCCCCCAGAAAUGACCUGCCAAGUUCGGAAAAAGACUCGAACACUAUACCGCUCAGACCAGCUGGAGGAGCUGGAGAAGAUCUUCCAAGAGGAUCACUAUCCUGACAGCGAUAAGCGCCGGGAGAUCGCCCAGAUGGUGGGGGUCACCCCGCAACGCAUCAUGGUAAAGGGGAGCGGAAGUCAGGUCUCGGGUGUGGCCUCAGGACCUCCGCCUUAGUCUCUACCCCCUUUCGCAAGUUCAAGUGCCUUUCUUCUAUAGGUGUGGUUCCAGAAUCGCCGGGCAAAGUGGCGAAAAAUGGAGAAGCUGAAUGGGAAAGAAAUCAAGGACAAUCUGGAAGCUCCUGCCCCUGCUCCUGCCUCUGUCCCUGCCGGAAGUCAGUGCAGCUCUACGGCUGAGCUCCCACCCCCUGUGCUCAUGGACCCCGAGCCUGAUACUUUUCCUCAGGAGCCCCCUCCAGAUACCUUUCCAGAGCCUCCCAUGCUGCUGACAUCUGACCAGACUCUGGCCCCAACCCAACAGAGUGAAGGGGCUCAGAGGGUGGCAGGAACCCCUCCACUCUUCAGCCCCCCACCUGUUCGAAGGGCCAACCUUCCUUUUCCCCUCGGCCCUAUCCACACCCCCCAACUGAUGCCUCUGGUGAUGGAUGCUCCCGGCAGUGACAGCAGCCACAAGAAUGGCCUCUGUGGGUCCUGGGGGACAAGCAUCACCCCCCAACCCACCUGCUCAUAUCUGGAAGAGCUGGAACCUCAGGAUUACCAACAAAGCAGCCAGCUGGGGCCACUGCAAUUCCCCCAGGCCCCGCAGACCCAGUUUUCUUACCCCCACCCCUCGCCCUUCCCCACGCCCAGCUCGCUGACACUCCCUCCACCGGAAGACACGCUUUUCUCCUUUCCCUGCAGCCCCAGCGGGGGCACGUCGCAGGGCUAUUGCCCAGGCCCAUCCUCAGGGCAGCUCCUGCUGCAGACGCCUGCUGGGAAUAUGGGUACAGUCCCCUGGAGUGACCCCUACUUGCCGGAACUGCCCUUCCCUGGUCUGUUCUUCCCACAAGCUCUGGGGCACCCCCCGGGAGGAGAUGGCUGCUUCCCCGAUCUAUUUCCAGCUCCCUGUGCUCAGACUAUGAGCAGGCAGGCUUCACCAGGCCUCGCCCGGCCGCCUGAAGGGGCCAGACCAGGAACGGGGCCUUUAUUCCUCAAGGCACAAGAGGAGCAGCCUGGCACUUCCCUGAAGCAGCCCUCAGCCCUGGAGGAGGUCAGAGAGGAAGACAAGGACAGCCACGGCCCCUAGCUGGGGGUCCGCAGAGUGGGGAGAGGCUUCUCAGUGGAAUGGCCCUUUUCCCCACGCCUGUAUGUGGAGUCCUGAAAAGAGAGGCUGGCCCGUCUUACUUUUGGAUGUUCUGUCAGUUUAUGCUGUUUCCUUUCCUUGCUAGGCAAAUGAGCCAGAGUGUCCGCAGAAAGCAGUAACGUAGUAAACCUUUGGG
Messenger RNA from Galeopterus variegatus (Sunda flying lemur), 2182 nucleotides. It is a transcript of the gene NOBOX, whose product is annotated as NOBOX oogenesis homeobox. Lineage: Eukaryota; Metazoa; Chordata; Mammalia; Dermoptera; Cynocephalidae. Gene Ontology annotation, molecular function: DNA-binding transcription factor activity, RNA polymerase II-specific; RNA polymerase II cis-regulatory region sequence-specific DNA binding. The transcript is spliced from 10 exons. The record is from RefSeq and is a predicted model, not a curated record. Gene Ontology annotation, biological process: regulation of transcription by RNA polymerase II.